This is a messenger RNA of Clupea harengus (Atlantic herring), 1278 nucleotides long. RefSeq lists its product as uncharacterized. NCBI's taxonomy places the organism in Eukaryota, Metazoa, Chordata, Actinopteri, Clupeiformes, Clupeidae. The record is from RefSeq and is a predicted model, not a curated record.
CUCGCAGUAAUCUCCAGGGACGCAGACAGGCGGCCACCAGGGCUGAGGCAUUUUGUUGUGUCAACACAUACGUACACGCUGCCGUCGUUGCCGUUACCGUCGUUACCGUCUGCUGCUACCGGGGCUCCUCUCGACAUGAACCUCUUCUGCUUCAGUUUGGAGGGUUCGACGGACAGUCUGUACCGGCCGGCGGAGCACAGCAAUGGCUCCCAGGACAGCGGCAAGCUUCCCAGCAAGCCGAGCAGCCCCAGGCCUCUGCGGGAGAGUGCCAAGUGGCGCGGCUCGGAGCCCUGCAUCGCCACGGUGGGCGUGAAGGAACAGAGUCGCACAUCAAGUUUAAAGAAGGCUAAAAGAAGGUCACACAUAGUUGAGGGGAGGUUAUCUACAGCCAACGAGGCUCUAGAUAUUCCAGAUUGUAGUAACGUGUACUGGCAGGCUUCCAGACAGAAAGAGGUCUGGGUUCAAACCAAGAAUGGUCAGAAUAAAGUGAUGGACAAGGACCUCCUUCAAGCAAGACUAUUACCUGAGGAAGACAAAGUCCGACAGCUCACCUUAGAGAGGAGAGAGAGAGGUCAAACUAUCCCGAUGGUGAACUUCGAGGCCUGGAACCCGAACCGGGAACCCUCAGAGAGUCGGGACGUGGCCUCGGAGGCAGAGGGGGAGGCGUCGGAGUCGCGGGGAACACUGAAGAAGAUCCAGAAACUGGUGCGGGUGAAGAGAGUGAGCCAGAACAGCACGGAGGAGGGGAAGGCUCUCCCGGACACAAGCGACAAAGGUCCCACAACAGAUGUUGUGCUUAAGGAGGACAGUCCCGUCAUCACUUGCAUUGGCCUUGGCAAGAAGCCUGAGCGGAAACCAGGGAAGGAACUCACACAUCCGCAUCAGCAUCAAAAGCAUCCGCAUCAGCAGCAGCAGCAGCAGCAUCCGCAUCAGCAGCAGCAGCAGAGUAGAGAACGCUGCAGUGUUGCCAUGGACACCCUGGAGUUGCCCUGGACUCCCAGGCUUCCCCAGCAGCACCAGUGGAUAAGCCCUGAGAUCAGCCCUCUGCCCUGGGACAGCACCUACCACACCUGCCAGAGGCCGCGGCCCGACCCGCACCUGUACAGCUUCGACUUCACGCUGCCGCGCGGCACCACCCGGGAGAGGUACGAGAGCCUCGUCCAGGAACUGGGCCGCGGGCGGGGGGGCGGGAGCGGAUGCGAGCAGGUGACCCCCCAGCGUGUCGUCCACUCCCUCGCCCACCUGGAGAUGACCGACACCAUGGUGAGUCUGAGUUAG